GAAAGUAUACUGGUUCCGCGGCUUCUUCCUUGUGGCUAUGCACAAUCGCAAAGCUGCUUCCGCUACCCAACUUCACAGUCAGAGAGAGUUUUCCAAGAUGGCGACUUCCUUCCAAUACCCAACCACUUCCUUGAGCAAGGAGCUCACACAACUCAUUCCAAUCGAAAUUUACGAAUAUAUAAUCUCUUUCCUAGAUCAUUCGCCUACUUCGAAGAGCUGCAGUUUAACGUGCAGAUCAUGGCUUCAAGCGAGUUGGAAACGUCUCUUCGCAGGAACCAUUCUGAUGGUUCAUCGAGAGAAUAUCGAUGACCUCUUGGAGAUUGUGGAACGAGAUGUUCAUUUUGUGACGAUCAUCCGUUUCGUACGAGGGCUGUACCUCGAACAAGGAGGUUCACUUCGAUUACCAACAUGGUCGGACUCAGAAGAAAGGGACAAAUACAAAGAGGCCUUUCAAUUUGAUAAAUACCUACCUCUUCUUGUCGGGUUCAAAUCCGUGCGUAUGCUGAAGCUUGGCUGGAUUCGUGGGGAUACAGGCCCACCUACCGCAUUAUCUCUCCAGAACAAUUUCGGUGUAGGAGUUACUGCAUUGGAGCUUAACUCUGUUAUCCUGUCUUCCCCUUUACAAUUCUUCGAGAUAUUACACGCCCUUCCUCAACUGACUAGCCUCAUGCUGGUUGGAUUAAAAUUUAAUAGCGGGCGACCUAGCGAGGAUGCCCGUGAGGCCCCGGGUAUGACGCUAGUCGACACUCCCAAGCCUCCACGACUACAGGAGUUGUAUUGUAAUGUCACAGAGGACAUUGCAGAUUUUAUUUUCUCGUGGUUUGCGUUCCACGGGCCUAUUCCAAUCGAGACAGUUGCGGUGGGAUUAUUCAACGGGUCAACCAACAGCAAGGUGUCUCGAUUCUUGUUUGAGAGUGGUUCCACAAUUGAUACUGUGAAGAUCUGGGAUGCAUAUUCGCAAGACGAUUUUGAUUUAUCACCUUGCGUAAGGAUGCGCACGUUGAGGAUGGGAUGGAUCCAUCUUUCUUCCUCUUCCCCUCCUGGCUCGGAAACAUUUGUAACUGACGUCCUCAAGACAGUCAGCUCUCCAUAUCUAGAAGAGAUAACAGUGGUAUUACAAAUUCUGGUGUCAAAUUCACCGGGCGUGGAGAGUGACCUGGGUGCCUUUGACUGGAGAGGUUUGAUGUCUGUUCUCCAGCAGCCGCAUUUUAGAAACCUUCGCAAAUUCUGUCUCUCUGUUUCAAGUCAUACUAGGGUGGUCAAACAAGCUUUGAUGAAGCACAUAAACCCUGUGAUAGCUUCGGGGAAGUUGCCUUUUAACCCGGAUGUAUUUCACGUAGUAGCGUGGUCUCGAACCGAGUUUAGAGGUCACUGGUGAUUAAAUAAUGACUGUCCUCGUACUAUUAGUAGUUAAGUACUACAUAGAAAUGAGGUCCAUGACAUCAUAUUGAGCGCAAUAUAUAA
Lentinula edodes (shiitake mushroom) is the source of this 1464-nucleotide messenger RNA. RefSeq lists its product as uncharacterized. The record is from RefSeq and is a predicted model, not a curated record. The transcript has 2 exons. NCBI's taxonomy places the organism in Eukaryota, Fungi, Basidiomycota, Agaricomycetes, Agaricales, Omphalotaceae. The coding region runs from base 38 to 1378 and encodes 446 amino acids. Gene Ontology annotation, molecular function: protein binding.